AAAGAUUAAUCAGUGAAAAUUGGAAAAUAUUGGUUUUAUAGAAUUAAUGGAAAAAGAAACAGAAAUACUGUAUAAGAUAUAUGAAAAAUAUGGUCAAGAACAUGUAUUUGAGUUUUAUGAAACAUUAUGUGAAAAAGAACGGGAAGAAUUUCUUAAACAGAUAAAAACUAUAUGUCCAGAUAGUUUUAAUAGAAUUCUACUUAAAGCAAUUAAAGAAAAAGACCAAAAAAUGAAAGGAGAGAUUGAACCGAUAGAUUUAGAUAUGUUAGGAUCUACAAUUGAAGCGAGUGAGGAAGAGCUUUUUAGAUGGAAGUCUAUAGGACUUGAAAAUAUUUUUUAUAAUCGUGUUGCUAUUAUUUUACUUGCGGGUGGACAAGCGACAAGACUUGGAACAAAUGUACCUAAAGGAUGUUUUGAUAUUGGACUUCCAUCUCAUAAAUCACUUUUUCAAUUGCAAGCAGAGCGUAUUCGACGUCUUAUAAGAAUUGCUCAAAUAAAAUAUAAUAGUUCAAAGCCUGUUAGUAUUCCAUGGUAUAUUAUGACAAGUGAUUUGAAUCGAUCUGCCACAGAAGAAUUUUUUUCUAAACAUAACUUUUUUGGUCUUGAGAAAGAUAUAAUUUUUUUUAAUCAAGAAGAUAUUCCAUGUUUUUCUUAUACAGGAAAAUUUAUUCUUGAAACUAAGUCUAAAAUUGCGGUUUCACCUAAUGGAAAUGGGGGGAUAUAUAAGGCGCUUGUUAAUUCGAAUAUUUUAAAUGAUUUAAUAGAUCGUAAAAUUCAACAUAUACAUUGUUUUUGUGUGGAUAAUUGUCUGGUUCGAGUAGCAGAUCCUAUAUUUAUUGGGUUUUCAAUUGAACGGGAUCUUGAUGUUUCUACUAAAGUAGUUCGAAAACAUAAAGCUUCUGAAAAAGUUGGACUUGUUGUUUUAAAAAAUGGGAAACCUUCUAUUAUAGAAUAUAAUGAAAUUGAUACUAAGAUUUCUGAGACAUUGGAUGAAUCAUCAAAUCUCUUGAAAUUUCGUUUAGGAAAUAUUGCUAAUCAUUAUUUUAAUAGACGAUUUCUUUCUAAAAUAAUAGAAUUCGAGUCUAAAUUACCUUAUCAUAUAUCAGAAAAGAAGGUACCUUUUUAUGAUAAUGAAUCUAAAAAAACAAUUAUUCCUGAAACUCAAAAUGCUAUUAAAUUGGAAAAAUUCAUUUUUGAUGUAUUUUCAGAAGUUUCGUUAAAUAAGUUUGGUUGCUUAGAAGUUGCACGUUUUGAUGAGUUCUCUCCUCUUAAAAAUUCAUUGGAAAUUGAAGAAGAUAAUGCCAAUACUUCUAAAAGGGAUAUACUUUUGCAAGGAAGAAGAUGGGUUGAACAAGCUCAUGGUAUUUUAAUAGGCAAUCCUUUUGAUGGCAUUGAAAUUAGUCCACUUAUAUCGUAUGCAGGUGAAAAUCUUGAAUUCAUGCAAGGAAAAUGUUAUCAAGUAUUAUCAAUUAUUGAAAAUUAAUUAUAAAUUUUAUUUAAAAAGGUAUACAAAUUCAUAAUAUUAGAAA
Messenger RNA from Pneumocystis carinii B80, 1529 nucleotides. RefSeq lists its product as hypothetical. Lineage: Eukaryota; Fungi; Ascomycota; Pneumocystomycetes; Pneumocystales; Pneumocystaceae. The record is from RefSeq and is a predicted model, not a curated record. Gene Ontology annotation, molecular function: UDP-N-acetylglucosamine diphosphorylase activity. The transcript has a single exon. Bases 47 to 1483 code for a protein of 478 amino acids. Gene Ontology annotation, biological process: UDP-N-acetylglucosamine biosynthetic process.